AUGGAAGAUAUUUUAUUCUCUGAAUGGAUCAAUCACUCCAGUGAGGUGAACAAGGGAAAUCCACAAGAGUUGCCAGACAGUCCAUUACUCGGUGUCGCAAUGGACUACAACAUUCUACACUCGAAUAAGAACAGCAAUUCGUUGGCUGUGCUCAACCACUCGGGCGGAUCCACCAGUGGCGAAGAUGACGACUCCACUCCCUUUUCUCCAUUUGUUUACAACAGCUUUUGCCAGAGCCACUAUACAAAAAACUUGAUUCCAUCUCCUCCCGUCCCAGAGGAAGGCUAUCCAAGUCCAUCGUCGGUAUCGUCACCACCACCCUCCUCGAGCUACACAUUGUUCCUCGACGAGCAAGACACCACAUUCAUCUCUGAGUACAUUGAAAGUAGCGGCUGUCAACCACAACAACAACAACCAUCCAUCUCCAAUCAAAUCACGCAAACCAUUAAUAUUCAACAACCACAACAACAAUUGUCCGAGUCUGGAUCCUACUCUGUACCAUCGUCACUAACAUCCUCCCCAUAUAUAACCUCGACUUCCUCCUCCUCCUCGAUUGUGCCAACCUUCCAGUCUGGCUCACCACAACCACAAAGAAUACCAAAUAUAGACGAACAACACCUCCAAUACUAUGAGCAACAAAUCGAAUUCCAAAAAGCACAACAAGCUGCUUACUUUUCUCAAAAUCAACAACAACACCUAGUUAAUUUCAAUAACGUUCACAAUAAGAUUCCCAUUGAUAAUAGUAACCAAUGUCAACAAUACCAUCAGCCAACCAAUGUAUAUAUACAACCAUUAUCACUCUAUGAUCUUAAUAAUACCAUCAAAUUACAAAACAACCAGCAACCACAAUAUUAUCAAAUCUCACAACAUCAACUCCAAUAUCAACAUCAACAACAAUUCCAUCAAUCCACCGAACAAACACUUGUAGUAAAGAAAGAAUUCACAAUGUCAACCGAUUUCCUUGAACAACAAAAGUUGGCUCAAGAAAAGCUUCUCAAUAAUAAUGUCAUCGAUCAAAAACAAUACUGUCCAUCGUCCUCUGCCACCACAACACCAUAUUCAUACUCUCCAGAGCUAACAUCAUCCACUCCACCACCACUCACUUCAUCGUCGUCUGUACCAACAGUUGCAAUAUCAGCAGCAACACCAACCACCACCACCAAUUCUCAAUCGGCAUCAAGAACCAACAAGAGUGGCAACAAACCAAGAAAGCUCAUUGAGAUCUGCGACCUCUUCAUCAAAGAGUAUUCCAAUGCAGCACUCCUCGGUAACAACCAAGUGUACAUCGACCUCUUUGCCAUGAAGCACGGUGUCGACCUCACCAGAAUGUACUCGAUCCUCCACGUGAUGAAGUGUAUCGGUAUCAUCGAUAAGCGUGGACACAACUCCUACCACUGGAUCGGAUUGGACGCGAUCCCAGCCGCCAUCGAGGCGAUCUUUCACAGCACCACCAACUACCUCACCGGAAAGCCCGAGUUUGCCUGUGAGAAAUGUAGACAACGUGAAUCUUCACAACAACUUCACCAACAACAUCAUCAACAUCAACAAUCAACUACAACCACUCCAGAUCAACAAUUGAAUCACUCCGAUGAAUCCGAUUCAGAUGACUCUGAAAUGACCGAAAGUUCACAGACAUCCAAUUCAUCAACAACUACAACCACCUCUAAAGCAGCAGCAACAACUCCAACCAAACAACCACCUACCAUUGCCUCACCAAAACUAUCACAUAUUUAUAAACAAUUUAUUAAACAGUUCUUUUUACAUCCAAAUGUAUCGUGUAAGGAUGCCAAGGAGAUGUAUAACAUUCAAUUGACAACAGCCAAGUCUAGAAGACUCUAUGAUAUGGCGUUGAUCUUGGAUAGCAUCAACCUGAUUACCAAAGACGAUGCCUCAAAGAACAAGAUUCAAUACUACAAAUGGCAAGGAAGUCCAACCCUCGAUGAACUCAGACAAUCAUCUUGUCUGAUCAACAGCAACAUCGAUGAUGAUGAAGAAAAGUUUGUUAAUUUUUGUUAUCUCACAGUUAUUUAUAGAUUAGGUGUAUAA
Messenger RNA from Heterostelium album PN500, 2046 nucleotides. RefSeq lists its product as uncharacterized. Gene Ontology annotation, cellular component: transcription regulator complex. Bases 1 to 2046 code for a protein of 681 amino acids. Gene Ontology annotation, biological process: regulation of DNA-templated transcription. The record is from RefSeq and is a predicted model, not a curated record. Lineage: Eukaryota; Evosea; Eumycetozoa; Acytosteliales; Acytosteliaceae. The transcript has 3 exons.